AUGGUCGAUUGUCCGUCGAUGACCUCCUGCAACCCCGGCCACAAACCCCUGUGCGCCAGGAAUGCGCAGGGCCACGUCCGUUCGUUCAACAACCCUUGCGUCAUGAGAGUGAUUAAUUGCAAGGAAAGGACAGUUUUUGCGCUGAUCGUGGCCGCCUUUGCCUCUGACUGCCCCACAGUUUGCACUUCAGAGUACAGACCAGUCUGCGCCAGAAAUACCCUUGGCGAAGUAAAAACGUUUGCAACCCUUUGCACUCUGAAAGCACAGAACUGUCUCCAGAAAACUGAUUUUGCGUUCGAAAAAGAUGGAGCGUGCUAG
Neocloeon triangulifer is the source of this 318-nucleotide messenger RNA. Its product is annotated as vasotab. Bases 1 to 318 code for a protein of 105 amino acids. Lineage: Eukaryota; Metazoa; Arthropoda; Insecta; Ephemeroptera; Baetidae. The transcript is spliced from 3 exons. Gene Ontology annotation, molecular function: protein binding. The record is from RefSeq and is a predicted model, not a curated record.